Molecule: messenger RNA, 1227 nt
Organism: Aspergillus oryzae RIB40
Lineage: Eukaryota; Fungi; Ascomycota; Eurotiomycetes; Eurotiales; Aspergillaceae
Exons: 5
Coding region: 1-1227 (408 amino acids)
Source: RefSeq, a predicted model, not a curated record
AUGGUCAAUGUUCUGUGGAAACACCAGGGUGAUUGCUCUACCAUCGUCUACAGCUGUAUUUAUCACUUUGUCACUAUGCCAUCUGCCAGCUGGGAAGAUCUCGCUGCCGACAAGAGGGCACGUUUGGAGAAGUCCAUCCCCGACGAAUGGAAAUUCAAGUCAGUCCCAAUAGAAGGCUCGGUCAUCGAUCUACCUGAGAAGUCUGGGAUUCUGUCGCCUUCUGAAAUAAAGAUUACAAACUCGUCUGCCACAGAACUUGUCGCUCAAUUAGCCAAUGGCACGUUGAAGUCCGUGGAUGUGACACUCGCAUUCUGUAAAAGAGCUGCACUGGCUCAUCAACUUGUUAAUUGCGCACAUGACUUCUUCCCAGAGCUAGCACUAGCCCAGGCCAGGGAACUUGAUCGGUAUUUCGAGACGCACAAGAAACCCGUGGGACCAUUGCAUGGAUUACCGAUUUCUUUGAAAGACCAAUUACGAGUCAAGGGAACUGAAACAUGCAUGGCCUAUAUCUCUUGGCUGGGUAAGCGCGACACCAGCGAUUCGAUAUUGACUGCCCUCUUGAGAAAAGCGGGCGCAGUAUUCCUUGUUAAGACGAGUGUACCACAAACAUUGAUGGUAUGUGAGACCGUCAAUAAUAUUAUCGGUCGGACAUCGAACCCAAGGAAUCUCAACCUUUCUUGCGGUGGUAGUUCGGGAGGCGAAGGUGCCAUGAUUGCAAUGCGUGGAGGCGCCAUCGGUAUAGGAACUGAUAUCGGUGGAUCUAUUCGUGUCCCAGCCGCAUUCAACUCCUUGUAUGGGAUUCGUCCAAGUCACGGUCGUCUGCCUUACGGUGGUAUGACGAACAGCAUGGAAGGUCAGGAAACGAUACACAGCGUCGUUGGACCAAUUGCGCAUUCUGCUCAAGAUGUCAGACUCUUCCUUCAGUCUGUCCUUAAGGAGGAACCUUGGAAGUAUGAUUCGAAAGUCAUACCGCUUCCUUGGAGGGAGGCCGAGGAGAACGCCGCCCAAGCAAAAAUUGCUGAGAAGAGUCUAAAUUUCGCAUUUUACGAUUUUGAUGGCGUUGUAAGUAUUAGUCGCUCCUCCUCCUUCGCAAUCAUGCCUGACAGUUGGAUAAGGUACGUCCUCACCCUCCGAUUACUCGUGGCGUUGAGAUCGUCCGGUCUACGCUCGAGAAGGACGGACAUACCGUGGCACCCUGGACACCCUACAAGCAUGCAUUUGCCGUAG